UCAGUGGGAGACAGCUGCACAAACUGAAAAUGGGGUUGAUGCACACUGGGUUUCUGUUACUGCUGUUUUGUUCUGCCUAUAGUGAUCAGUUUAGAAGAAAAGCAGGGUAUGGCCUGUUUGUGCAAGAUCCUGAAUUAGAGUGGGUGAGAAUGGAGACAGUGAUAGAUGAAGAUAUGACGCCUGCCCGUGCACCCAAAGCCAAAAUGUGGAAGAGUGCAUCAGGAUCUUCAACACCUGAAGCGAAGAAUUUUCCAGAGUAUCUGACUGUCUCAUCCUCCAAGUACCAGAAAGAGGCUUUCAAGCCAGAAAAGGGUGCAAGACCCCUCCCUGACUGGGUCAAGGAAAUGUUACUUGGUCCUGCUUCCACUGCUGAAGUAAAUAAAAUUGCAGCAGGAAGAGCAGCGGUUAGGACAAAGUUGGUUGAAAUCCUGUGCCACGUUGACAGAAUGUAUGUAAGAAUUAGGAGAGAGGUCUUCAAGACUAGAGAUGCUUAUAAAUAUUUGAAGCUAGGUACCUGUCCUGUUAACCAAGGUACCUCAGCCCAUUACUACCUUCUAUACCUUCUGAAAACUGACUGUGGAUUCAAGAAAGAGAGCAAUCCAGAUUAUCUGUCCAUCAGCAAUGUGCUCCACUACAAGCCAACUGGUCAAAUUUUGAGGGAAAUGCCAUUUGACAUUCCUCUGCAGUGUAAAUAUCCCAGGUUAUUUCAUUCUUUUAAAGUUGGCUUCUAUCCCAAACUACAAGGAGGCACAGUUUACAAAGCACUCCAACCAAAAAGCAGUAUAACCCUAACUGCUCAAGAUGCAUCAGGGAAUGAAAUCACAGGUGCCAAAACCUACACUUUGGGUCAGCCAAUGUACUUUGAAGCCAAACAAUCUGACAAAACUGCAAAGUCUGAAGAUCAGAGGAUGUACAUCAACAAGUGCUUCAUGACUGCCAACCAAGACCCCAACUCCAGUCCUAAAUAUACAGUCAUUGACAACCAAGGCUGUAUGAUUGAUGGAAAGGUGACUGAACAGUCAAAGUUCCUCAGCGGUGCCUCAAAGAUGGUCCAGAAAUUCAGUGUGGGUGCCUUCAUUUUCAAGAACACAGGUUCCACGUCUUCCUCAUCACAGCAACUCUACAUGCACUGUGAGAUCUCUAUGGGGAAACUUACUCCAACUUCGAGUUCAAAGGCUUGCAAUUAUGACCCACCAACCAAAAAGUGGAAGGAGCUUUAUGGUGAUGACUCUGUGUGCACCUGCUGUGAUUCAACUUGCCCCUCAGCACAGCCUAGGGCUUCCAGUAAUAUCAUCUCAAGUCACUCUUGGAAGGUCGACUUGAGUGGUAAGGACGGAUAUGUGGAUGUUGACCCUCGGAUGAAAUCGUUUGAUGGUGACACGUUCAGAUCGGAGGACCUCGACAUGGCAGAGCACAUAGACUUCAUAAACUACUGGGAGCAUGAUUACUGA
This is a messenger RNA of Toxotes jaculatrix (banded archerfish), 1451 nucleotides long. It is a transcript of the gene zp3c, whose product is annotated as zona pellucida glycoprotein 3c. Gene Ontology annotation, molecular function: acrosin binding. The record is from RefSeq and is a predicted model, not a curated record. Bases 30 to 1451 code for a protein of 473 amino acids. Gene Ontology annotation, cellular component: extracellular matrix. Gene Ontology annotation, biological process: binding of sperm to zona pellucida; positive regulation of acrosome reaction; egg coat formation. NCBI's taxonomy places the organism in Eukaryota, Metazoa, Chordata, Actinopteri, Toxotidae. The transcript has 8 exons.